CUCCAGGGCGGAGUCUGGGGCGGAGCUCGCCCGCCCGGCGCGCAGGGAAAGGGAGGGUCCGCGCCGCCGCCGUCCGCGCCGCCCCGCCCUCGGCCCGCUGCUCGCUCGGCUCUGUUCCUCCCGGCCGCAGCCCCCGCCGUAGCCGCCGCUGCUCCCGCCACCACCGCCUCCGAGCAGAAGAUGGCUGUGCCUCCUACAUAUGUGGAUCUUGGCAAGUCUGCCAGGGACGUCUUCACCAAGGGCUACGGAUUUGGAUUAAUAAAACUUGAUUUGAAAACGAAGUCUGAGAAUGGUUUGGAAUUUACAAGCUCAGGCUCAGCCAACACUGAGACCACCAAAGUUAAUGGCAGCUUGGAGACCAAGUACAGGUGGACUGAAUAUGGCCUGACAUUUACUGAGAAGUGGAACACUGACAACACACUUGGCACCGAGAUUACUGUGGAAGAUCAGCUUGCACGAGGACUGAAGUUGACCUUUGAUUCGUCCUUCUCACCUAACACUGGGAAAAAAAAUGCUAAAAUCAAGACAGGGUACAAGCGGGAGCACAUCAACCUGGGGUGUGACGUGGACUUUGACAUUGCUGGGCCUUCCAUCCGGGGUGCUCUGGUGCUGGGGUAUGAGGGCUGGCUGGCUGGCUACCAGAUGAAUUUUGAAACUGCGAAGUCGCGAGUGACACAGAGCAACUUUGCUGUCGGCUACAAGACGGAUGAAUUCCAGCUUCACACCAAUGUGAACGAUGGGACAGAGUUUGGCGGCUCCAUUUAUCAGAAGGUGAACAAGAAGUUGGAGACUGCUGUUAAUCUUGCCUGGACAGCAGGAAAUAGUAACACUCGCUUUGGCAUAGCAGCCAAGUAUCAGAUCGACCCUGAUGCCUGCUUCUCGGCCAAAGUGAACAAUGCCAGCCUGAUUGGAUUAGGAUACACUCAGACCCUAAAACCAGGUAUCAAACUAACACUGUCAGCUCUGCUGGAUGGCAAGAAUGUCAAUGCUGGUGGCCACAAGCUUGGUCUAGGACUGGAAUUUCAAGCAUAAAUAAAUACUGUACAAUCAUUAAUUUUAAACUAUUUUGCAGCAUAGCUACCUUCAGAAUUUAGUGUACCUUUUACUGUUGUAUGUCUGGGAUGCAAGAAUUGCUAAAUAUCAUGUUAGAUCUCCAGGUUAAAGAUGAUUCAGCUUUAAGGUGUUACUGUUUCAAAGAUGCAGAAGAAACCCAAUUGCAAAAAAAGGUCCUUUCAGUGGGAGACUAGGGGAAAACUUUGCAGCCCCUCUAGAGAUGCCAGGUUUCUUUUUAAAUCAUGGCUGCAAGCGGAAGCUGGUAAUGUGUAGGUACUUUGUAAAUCUGUAUUGAGUCAAUAAAUGAAAUUGUGAUUUCUUGAGAAUCAAACCUUGAUUUCCUAACUCUAAUUGAUGAGAAGCCUGUUGCUUGAUGGUGUGUACAAAUUCAUCUGAAAGGGACUUUUUAAGACAGAUCUUCAUGCCCUGUUACCACCCUAACUGUCAUCACCUCUUUUACACCAAAAGUAGUCUGCAGGGUGUGGUAGCUGUUUCUUUUGUGCCAUUUUGAGGUGGAGAGGGUGGGUGUGAUGAAGCUAAUAAUUCAGAACAUAAUUCCUUUUUGUGUUAUGGGUUUUUUUUUUUUUUUUUUUUUCCCCUUGCAUCAGAGUAUGAAAUAGCUUCCAGGAGCUCCAGCUAUAAGCUGGGAAGAGUCUGUGUGAUUGUAAUCACAUGGUGACAACACCAGAAAUCUAAGUUGGACUUCUGUUGUAUUCUCACCACUCUAUUUUUUAGCAGUUUAAUGGAUACAUUUUAGAGUCUUCCAUUUUGUGUGGAAUUAGAUCCUCCCUUCAAAUGCUGUAAUUAACAUCACUUAAAAUAAAACUUGAAUAAAAUAUUGAAACCUCAUCCUCCUUCAUUGUUUUUACUAAUGAAAAU
This is a messenger RNA of Castor canadensis (American beaver), 1932 nucleotides long. RefSeq names its product voltage dependent anion channel 1 (gene Vdac1). Gene Ontology annotation, molecular function: voltage-gated monoatomic anion channel activity. The record is from RefSeq and is a predicted model, not a curated record. Lineage: Eukaryota; Metazoa; Chordata; Mammalia; Rodentia; Castoridae. Gene Ontology annotation, biological process: monoatomic anion transmembrane transport. Gene Ontology annotation, cellular component: mitochondrial outer membrane.